Messenger RNA from Venustampulla echinocandica, 4545 nucleotides. RefSeq lists its product as uncharacterized. Lineage: Eukaryota; Fungi; Ascomycota; Leotiomycetes; Helotiales; Pleuroascaceae. Gene Ontology annotation, cellular component: membrane; Golgi medial cisterna; Golgi trans cisterna. The record is from RefSeq and is a predicted model, not a curated record. The coding region runs from base 1 to 4545 and encodes 1514 amino acids. The transcript has 12 exons.
AUGGGAGCGUCCGACUCAAAGCUCGUAUUCAAGAGAGGCAUCUUUAAACUCUCAGAAGACAAGGCAAUCCCCGCCGAUGAUCCAUACUGGACCUCCUUCUGGGAGCUCCCGGAAACCGCUGAAGAUGUCUUCAGCCUCUUCUCGCCAGCGGACAUUCGCAGAACUCGAGAUACAUCGCUGGAGAACUUGGAGACGCUCAUCUUGGCUGUAACGAGUCGGCUCUUCAUCCUACGACACCACCCUUCAUUUCCAGAUCCCGAGUUUGCGCCUGAGAAGGAUGCACUGAAUUGCAUACGGGUGCUCACUCGGGUUCUCCCAUAUAUCUACGAGGCAGAGCAAUUACAAGCAUGGGAAGACAAGUUCUUCUGGGGAGUGAGGCGGAAGCGUACACGGAGAGCCGCGUUGGCCCGCGAUGUGCUAUUUGACGAGUCCCAGGAGGAGCUGGCAAAACUGGAGGCUGCUGGUGAAGAAUUCGAGGAGGUGAAACCUUUGGCAGAGGAGCUUAUCGACACUUUGAUCGACCUGCUAUUCUUCGCCGACUUCACCCUACCUAAGGCACCGAAUACCGAUAAUAAAGUAACAUAUGCGAUAUGGACCAGCGGUGUUGGAUGCAAUAACUCUGUGGGAACUAGUAGGGAAUUCGAGAGCAAUCGGACAGAGGUGCUACGAUUGCUCUUGACCUUGACAAGUCCGAGCAUGUACAUGUCUGCCAACCUGCUACCGGUUCAGGGCGUCAAGGCUGUCUCUUAUAUCGUUACUUGUCCGGAUAAGCAAGUUGUCCUCUCGGUCCUGUGCUCGCUAUUGAACACUUCCCUUAAAUACAACCCGGCAUCGUGGAAAAUCCCAUAUAAUGUCCAAGUUUUCAAAGAUCCGAAGUUGAUAUUAGUGACAUAUGCGUUACAGUUCCUCCUCGUUGUUCUUCUUUAUCCCAUUCCGGAAUCAGAUCCCGCCCAUGCAAAGAAGAAUUACUUCCGUCAUUUUCUCGGGCGAUUACAUCGACCCCAAGAUUUUCAAUUCAUUACAGAGGGAAUAACCAGAGUUCUCAACCAUCCACUCCAAUCCAGCACUUCAUACAUCCCAGGGAAUCAAAACUCAAACAAGUUGACAUCCGAGAUGAUCAUGGUCUUUUGGGAGAUGACCCAAUGCAACAAACGAUUUCGAUCAUUCAUCAUCGAUACAAAUCGGUCACAUGACUUUCUAGUUUUAAUAUUAUACUACGCCAUUGACUACAAACUCGACGCCUCAAAACAAGGGAUAGUUAGAAUGUGCGUUUUCAUAUUACAAACUCUGAGCGUCGAAGCGAGUUUUGGGAAGAGUCUUAACAAGAGAUUCGAGAAUCAAGACACCUUGCCGCCAGCUAUCAGAUUACAGAACUUUUACGGAUCGUAUGCAGAUUUUCUCAUACAUUCUAUCUACAACAUAAUCACCACAAGCCAGGGGAAGCUCACAGCAAUAUACCCAGCAUUGUUGGCCGUCAUCAAUAAUAUCGCCGCCUACCUUGAGUGCCUUAGCCCUUCUGCUUCGUCGAAGCUACUUCAGCUUUUCUCGUCUAUGUCGUCACCAGGGUUCCUUUUAACUAACGAUAGUAAUCACGAUCUCUUGCGGUCCUUAUUAGAGAGCAUGAAUGCUAUCCUAGAGCACCGAUAUAACAAAAAUCCUAACUUCGUGUAUGCGGUACUACGGAAUAAGAAAAGAUUUGACGCUUUACGAUCCUUUACCUUGGAGAGUGGCCAGGAGGAGAUUGAGAGAAGGAAUCGACGACGAAAAGAUAACCCUAGCGACCAGUUUGACAUGAGUGACAGUCGACGGGGCUCUGCCGAUAGCAUCAGAAGUCCCUCUUCAAGUCACCACCGGGCACCAACCCUGAGUAACGUUCCUGAAGAGGACGGGGCAUUUGCCAUUGGAGACGAUGAAGAUGAGGAUACCGAUGAUGAAUAUCGAGCAACUCCGUCCGAGUCUACUCCGACGGACCAUCCCUCACGCGCAUCAUCAGUGUCAUCAAGUAUCGACGACGCAGUACCGACUCAGCUGAGGGGAAUGUCAGAGAAGGCGCGUGGAAAGAUGCCCGGUAGGUCUCUCGCCCUGCUUUGCGACCUUCCUGCUGAUAAUAAAGUAGCUGGCAUGCCAACGUUCUCCCGACAAAACAGUACCACGAGUUUAGGCAGCCACACAACACCAGGCUACUCAACCAACGGCGCAUUCGAGCCGACUGCGCAAUGGAUCGAGUCCUGGUUACCAGAGCUCCCUCUCCACACAGUCCUCACGCUCAUCGAGCAACUCUCACCCCAGCUCCCUCGGCCCAACGGGGCAACGACUGACACCCCCUCAGCCUCCGUCCUACGCGCCAUGCAAACCGCGGACAUUCGCGGCAUCGAGCCAUCAUCCAUCCGCAUCCAAUACUUCGAAUGGUCACCACUAAGUCUCGGCUGGUACGAAUCUCUCCUCUGGAGCUUCAUUUUUACCUCGGAAAUGCAAGUUGCCAAAGGCACAGUGGGAGUUUGGAACGGUACAGCGAUCAAGCUCUUCCGUGUGGAAACUGUAGCGCCCAUUGGUCCUACGCUGUCCAGUCCACGCGGUGCCGUUGAUGCUGUCGGAAGCAACAUUGUCAAUCGGAUUGGGAGUAUUAACCUUCGUGGUGUUGGCGGAACGGCCCCUGGAGCUGGAUCUGGAUCCGGUGACGCGCAAGGUGGCAAUGCCAACCAAGGGGAUGUUAGGGAGGCGAGGACGGGGACGGGGAAUGGAUCUGAUGAAAUUCAAGAGUUAGCGAUAUGCUGUAGUUCUGAAUUUCUGUUCCCCGGAAGUCUUAAGGGUCUAGAUGCAGGUAUCCAUGGGCCUGCAUGGAGUGGAUCUUGUCGAUCACUCGAGUCGCUAGAAGACGAAGAAAAGUCCGUCUUUAGUGGCUUUGGGGACACUGAAGCGAAUUUGGCAGGUUUAUUUCGUAUAACUAGCCAGAAGAAGAUAUAUUCGAAAUAUAUGGAGGGGAGUGCGUAUGCGAUGUCCGGAACGGGACUGCAAGCCGGGAAUGUGCAUGGCGACGAGGAGGAGGUGAAGAACUAUACAAUUCAUGUCUCAAACAAAUACCUCCAGCUCACAAAGCGCAAGCUAGAACUAACUCGUCUUCCCCACGAACUCAUCGUUCCUCCCUCCCAACAAUGGUCCCUGGGGACGCCGAAACGCGAAAUUGAGCCGCUGAUAGAUUUCUGGCUCGACGCCUACGACUGGCGACAACAGGAAGUGCAUUUGAACUCCACGCUCCCUCAAUAUCGCACGCUAUUGCGCCCAGGCGAUGAUACCCCCCUAGUCAGGUUGCACUUCAUUCAUAUUCGCUCCCCGCAUGCAGACGCCAUACCGCUGCUGCUUAUCCCAACGUUCCCAUUGACGAAUUUAAGCCUCAGCCCACUAUUUGCGCCGUUAGCUGACCCCGCGAAUCCAAAAUCCACGCUGGCUUUUCAUGUCGUUGUCCCCUCUAUACCCGGGUUGGGGUUUAGCAGUGCGUUUUCGACGCGGGAAGCAGAGGGGGAUGUACUAGAGAUUACCGCCGGCUUGUUCGAUAAGCUGAUGAAGAGAUUGGGGUAUGGCUACUAUGUUGCGAGUGCGACGGGGAGUGGGAGGAGUAGUAUGGGAGGCAUUGAUUAUUAUCUGCCGAGGUUGGUCGGGGAGAGGUUUCCCCAGAGUUGUUUGGGGGUUCAUUUGCUUGAUCCGAUCAUUGAGGAGCCGAAGUUUGGUGGGGACCCCUGGAUGUGGCUCAAGUGGAGAAUUGCAAGGUUUUUCUAUGCGGGCAUAUUUGGAUAUCAUGGGGAUGAUUGGAAGUCUUUGAGCAACGCAUCCAGAAAUAGGAUCACUGAGAAAGUGCAGGCGUGGGAUCAAGCUGAUCAGACGCCCCUACUAAAGAGGAGGGAGGGACAGGGUUAUGGCGCUAUUAGUGUGCUUGGACUCAAUGAGCCGAAUACCUUUUCAUACGCUCUAUGCGAUUCUCCCGUAGGGCUGUUGAGCUUGGUCUGUAGUGCCUUGAGGAGGACUAGCCCAAGACACGAAUUAAGCCAUACGGAAAUCAUUGAUCUGUGCCAAUUAGCUUGGCUACCUGGUCCGGAGGCGGGUGCGAGGUUCUGGGCCGCUGCUGUAAGAGAGGCGGCUAAGUUGCGGAAAAAGCCACAUCCGAGGACGAAUAUCGGCAUCACUGCGUUUGGCGUGGGUGCUUUAGACGGGGAAGGGUACGCGUUUCCUGCUUGGGCGGCUGGGGAGCAUAAUGUCCUCUAUUCCCAGAGGGUGGUUGGGAGACCUGGACUCGCUGCUUGGGAAAGGACAGACAUUAUCGUUGGAGGCAUUAGGGCUUUGGCGAAGGAGCUUCAAGGGAUCGAUGCUCGGUUGAAGACCAGGCCGUUGGAAGAAUAUGCUAUGGACUCCGAAGAUGAAAGCGAUUGGGGGCAGACGAUUGCCGAUAGCGACAAGGACUACGGGCUGCAGCUCGAUGUCGAAUCACCGGAUACUGUUGUUCAAAUACCUUUGAGUACGGCUCCGGGGGAUUGGUGGGGGGAUGGAAAUUGA